AUGUUUGUGACGACAGCAAGGCUGUCGGCUGCGCCCCCGGCGUUCAGCGCGCUUCACAAGCAGUAUGUGAUGGGUCUGUACCGUCGUUUCCUCCGUGAUUCCCUCAACUGGCACAUUCGCCGUGACACUUGGCGCAAGGAUGCCGUUCGGAUUCGUGCCGAGUUUGAGGUGAACCGCAACGUGAGGAACCCUCGUGAACUCGCCAACAUCUUGAACCGUGCUGAGGAGCAGCUCGCUAGCCGUCAGCACCCUGAUCCAUACAAGCCUCCGACGUAUGUGGGUGGUACGAAGUGGGAGCGCAAUUUGCCUCCGCGCAUGUUUACCGACAAAGAGAAGGCCGAGUCGCUCAAGGACCAGCGUGUUUAA
Malassezia pachydermatis is the source of this 366-nucleotide messenger RNA. RefSeq names its product nadh dehydrogenase 1 beta subcomplex subunit 9. Lineage: Eukaryota; Fungi; Basidiomycota; Malasseziomycetes; Malasseziales; Malasseziaceae. The record is from RefSeq and is a predicted model, not a curated record. Bases 1 to 366 code for a protein of 121 amino acids. Gene Ontology annotation, biological process: mitochondrial electron transport, NADH to ubiquinone. The transcript is spliced from 4 exons.